AUGGAUGAGAUAUUUAUAGGAAGGCCUUCCAAGAGGGAGAUAGAGAUGUAUCUCUUGAACAAAGAAUAUUCGCUGCUGAACAACAUCAAGCUUCGGAAAGACAUACUGAGCAGUCGGAAGACAUUUUCGAGGAACAAGGUUGAGCUGAAGCCUGAGUUUAUAGGAGAAAGAAGGUCGUGCGAGAACGAUCUUGGCGAUGCUGUGAAUGGCACCAAUAAAAGGAGAAAGGCAUCGAUAGGAUAUCGGAUAAGAAGUGGGAGGGUGGUGCUAACUGAAAAAGACUCCAACUCGAAGGCGAAAAAGAAGAAAGACAUGAAGGUUAAAAAAAUUACUGAAAGGAACACUAUAAGGAACUCUGGAUACAGGUACAUUACUCUUGUAUUUGAUGGGAAUAACGAAAGCCCGAAGCCUAUAGAUAAGCGGCAUCGGAGGAGGGUCAGGUUCAGCGACUCUGUGCAUUUGAGCGUCCAUAACAGUGGGGAGCCAUCUUCGAUACUGCUUCCCGAGACCAAGCCGAGGAAGUUACCGAAGAUACAAAGAAAAGAAAGGGUCUUUGUAGAAAGCCUGGCCUUAUCGACUGAGGUUGAGUCUGAAGAAUCUGAAUGA
Encephalitozoon hellem ATCC 50504 is the source of this 606-nucleotide messenger RNA. RefSeq lists its product as uncharacterized. NCBI's taxonomy places the organism in Eukaryota, Fungi, Microsporidia, Unikaryonidae. Bases 1 to 606 code for a protein of 201 amino acids. The record is from RefSeq and is a predicted model, not a curated record. The transcript has a single exon.